GCCCCGCCGCGCUGCCAUGGCGCCGAGGCGGCGCCGGGGCCUGGCCGCGGCGGGCUCCCUGCUGCCGCUGCUCUGCGCGCUGCUCCGCGCUGCCGCCGAUACCAGCACCGGCCGGGGUUGGUUAAAAACUUAUGGCUACUUGCUUCCAUCUGACAGCCAAAUGUCUGCCGCGCAGUCGGGAAAAGCUGUGCAGUCUGCAGUGGCCACUAUGCAACAGUUUUAUGGGAUCCCAGUAACAGGAGUUUUGGACCAAACAACUCUUGAGUGGAUGAAGAAGCCUCGAUGUGGAGUUCCUGAUCAUCCCCACUUAGGCCACAGCCGGAGGAAAAAGCGCUAUGCACUGACAGGGCAAAAAUGGAGGCAGAAGCACAUAACCUACAGUGUGCACAACUAUACCCCCAAGGUUGGAGAGCUUGAUACAAGGAGAGCCAUUCGUCAGGCGUUUGAUGUUUGGCAAAGAGUGACACCGCUUACCUUUGAAGAGGUCCCCUACCACGAAAUUAAAAAUGACAGGAAGGAGGCCGAUAUUAUGAUAUUUUUUGCCUCUGGUUUCCAUGGAGACAGCUCUCCGUUUGAUGGAGAAGGUGGAUUCCUAGCUCACGCUUACUUUCCUGGACCAGGAAUAGGAGGGGACACUCACUUUGAUUCAGAUGAGCCGUGGACCCUGGGAAAUUCCAAUCAUGAUGGGAAUGAUCUCUUUCUGGUUGCAGUCCAUGAGCUGGGACAUGCCCUGGGUCUGGAACACUCCAAUGAUCCCAGCGCAAUUAUGGCUCCUUUCUACCAGUACAUGGAAACACACAACUUCAAACUGCCCCAGGAUGACCUCCAAGGAAUUCAGAAAAUCUAUGGUCCUCCUAUUGAGCCUCUGGAGCCAACCAGGCCUUUACCAACUCUUCCUGUUCGCAGAAUUCAUUCCACUUCGGAAAGAAAACACGAGAGACAGCCUAGACCUCCCAGUCCUCCUCUAGGUGACAGGCCGUCUCCUCCUGGCACAAAACCAAACAUCUGCGAUGGCAAUUUUAACACCGUGGCUCUCUUUAGAGGAGAAAUGUUUGUUUUCAAGGAUCGCUGGUUCUGGCGUCUGCGCAACAACCGGGUGCAGGAAGGAUAUCCCAUGCAAAUUGAGCAGUUCUGGAAAGGGCUCCCUGCAAAGAUUGAUGCAGCCUAUGAGAGAUCUGAUGGAAAAUUUGUUUUCUUCAAAGGAGAUAAAUACUGGGUUUUCAAGGAAGUGACAGCAGAGCCAGGAUACCCACACAGUCUCGUGGAGCUGGGGAACUGCCUGCCCCGGGAAGGCAUCGACACGGCUCUGCGCUGGGAGCCUGUAGGCAAGACCUACUUCUUCAAAGGAGACAGGUACUGGAGGUACAACGAGGACAAGAGAGCGACGGACCCAGGAUACCCAAAGCCCAUCACUGUGUGGAGAGGAAUCCCUCAGGCUCCACAAGGAGCUUUUAUCAGCAAAGAGGGCUUUUAUACCUACUUCUACAAGGGGAAGGAGUAUUGGAAGUUUGAUAACCAGAGGCUGAACGUGGAGCCAGGCUACCCCAGGUCAAUCCUCAAAGACUGGAUGGGCUGCAACCAGAAGGAUGUCGAGCGAAGCAAAGACAGACGCCUCCCCCACGACGAUGUGGAUAUUAUGGUGACAAUAAAUGAUGUGCCUAGCACUGUAAAUGCAAUUGCAGUUGUGAUCCCUUGCAUUUUGUCUCUGUGUAUCCUUGUCUUGGUGUACACGAUCUUCCAGUUUAAAAACAAAGAGGUGCAGCAGAAUGUUGUGUACUACAAAAGACCUGUCCAGGAGUGGGUAUGACACAGCCAGCUGCACAUCGACCCGAUGAGGAUAUGGACAAAAAAAAACGGAAAAAAAAUGCAUUCAGAGCCUACCAAACAAAACUACUUCAGUGACUUACAAAGUUUUGGACAUCCUGGGACUGAAAGCAGCAGGAAAACUGGAAAAAAAUACAGGCGGUGUGGAGCCUCGUUCCUUCAAAAUGCCUCAGUCGUGUAAGUCUUGGUGUGCCAUUCUCCACAGGCCCACUCUGCAAACAUCAGAGACUUCAAGACAGGUUUUCUUCAACCUUCUCAGCUGUUCUGGGAAACUUCUGUCAGUUCCCUGCACCAGUGCUCCCUGUUAAACCCAGCAUUCUCCAGUGUAGCUAAACCACCUCUGAACAGAACCAUUUUUUUAAUAGCUCUCAUAAAUGAAUUAAGAUCAUGAAACCUAUGAACAGGAACAAUUCAGUAUCGUAAGCAGAAGACAUUCUGAUGCUGAGCCAUUCUAAGAGAUCUUCUUAGUUUAUUACAAAAACCAGGGAAUAAACCUGGAAACAAUUUUCCAAUACCUGCUGGUCAGAUGUUUUGUACAUUCAUAACUAAUCAACGCUGCCACUCAGCACCGUGCACGAGGAACCAUUCAGCCCUCCAGGAGGUCAACGAGUGCUGAGCAGAAGCUCACCAAGCACCAAACCAGACACCAUAAUGUUACUUGGCAACAUCGAGUCCUACUUGGGACAGUCUGAAGACAAGCUAAUUGCAUAUAACAGCACCAAUUAUGGGAAUACACGUUUUUGUUUUGGGAGCCAUUGGUGAAAGAAUGAUGUCAUGGGAUCUUAAGCUCCCACGAGCCAGGAAGCCGUGGUUACCAAUGUAAUGGAAAAUGUAUAAAUGUAGACUGCACUCUGCCCCCGUUAAGAUGCUGGGAAAAGAUGAAUUGUUGUUAUGUGGCAUGUGUAACUAGAUUGUGGAAUUUGUACGUUGGGUUUCAGGAGAAUGGAAAUGUGUUUGGAGUGAGAUCGUCAGUAUGUUUUGCUGCAAUAGUCGAGGUACAGUGAGAAUUAGGCCUGUUUAUAAGACAAAAUCCAAUCCCUGUAGAUGUUACAAACAUUGUAUGCCUUUGAAAUUUUGUUUUUGCUCACUUCUUCACGUGCAAAUAUUUGGCAAGGACCAAAGGAAGCAUGUCACACAGUAGAAUGAGUUCAUCGCUAGCUGCAGUUGACAGAGCCACAAACCUCAGGCAGAGGCUACACAAAUUCCUGGGCCUCCAGUCAGUAACUUUUCACAGCCCUCUUCUUACAGCAGUAGCUUCUGCUUAUCCCUGUGACGACUGUGAAUGGUUUGGGGUGUUGGGUCCUAACCCUAACGUGUGUACAGCUCAUUUUGUUGUUGAUUCUGACAGUCCCACCAAGUCAAAUAAGAGAAGUCUCUUGCAGUGCAAUCUGAUGGCUAAAUCCAGCCCUCUAUGAAAGUGCCAUUCACAUAAGCAUACGAACUGCUCUGCACGCCCACUGUAGGGAACAGGUGAUUAGUGCAAGCCCUCUGCCUAUGUAACUGAAUGUUAUUCAGUGCAAUGGAAGUGCAAUGCACAGAAUGUCCAGCUAGUUUAGAAAAGUACAACCCCAUAAUAUCAGCUAUGAAAAAAAAAAUAUCCAAGGAUUUUUAUUUUCUUGACAAACGUGCUGUAAGUAUUUGUAAUUACAAUGAUGAGGAAUGAAAAAGCAGAAAGAUUGUUUGCAUUCUGAAUUUCUAACUAGUGCUCAAACAUUGCUAUGGCGAAGCCAGAUAGACCAAUAGGUAUUUCAUAGUGAAGCCCACUAGGACUGCACAACACGUGGUCUCCAACUGUAUUUUGUCUUUCAUGAUUAAUUUCCAUAUCCACAUUUUCUUAUUGUUUAAGCAUAAAAUGUAUUACAAAGAUAUUAUGAAAUAAGUGAGAAGCUAGUAGAUGCAAAACUGAAUCUUAGUGAAAAAAUGUGGUAAUGUCUUAUGAUGGGUGAAGGAGUGCAAAGGACCAAAUGAAAUCAGAGCUACUAAUUAGACACCCCCCAUACACGCUACUCCGUACGUUGCUAUGUGUACUAUUUAUGUGGUAGAAUGCACACUAUGAAUGCCACAGCCACAUGGCACAUGGAACUCAUCUGUACGCUGCCAUCUCUGGGACUGUGACAGCCCGAACCUUUGAGCAACUUCCAACAGCCAUCAUUAAAAAAAAUAAUAAUUUACAACCGGGAGAAAUGUCUGCUUUUGUUCAUUUGGGUUUUUUUUCUCCUCGUAGCCAAAGGUUGGCUUUGCUUUCCUUCAGGACUUCACGCUGUGCAGUGAGCACAAUAUGAGGGUCUGUAGGAAGCUCAGCUGUUUGCUCACCCAGCUCUCUGCCUUGCAGCAGUGAGGUAAGCCUUGUGCCCCACAGUGCCUCAAGACCUGCAGCUUUAAGGAACUUGGUACCUUUUGUAACUACCUCUUAAUUUGACUCCUAGUGCGUGCCCACUUUGGAGGUGCAGGCUGCAUCCUGGUCUGUGAUUUCUGAGGGCCAGGAUCCAGGAGCAGAUAUCCAUGUAGGACACAGCUCCUUAGGCUCCCACAUCCAAGCUCUUCGCUGGGAUCCUGUCUGAUGCUACACAAGCACAGCAUCUGAGUUCAACCCAGCCUAUCUCCCACCAGCACAGGUAAAGCAUCUCCACAGACAGGUGGCCACACUGCAGCUCUUGUCCAGCAGCACAGCACCAGGACAUAUUGCCACCACAGGGGAGGAGGAACAUCAGCGCUUACCCAACUCUACCCCACAAGCACGGGGCUCUUCCAAGCGUGUUCUUGGCACAGCACACCCUGCUCUGCAGCACAGGCCAUCUGGGCAGCAGGAGGGGUGUCCUGGCACACCCACCCUAAGCACAGCAGUUGCAGCUCCGGCAAAGAGCUGCCCAUUACGUGCUCUAUUUUGCACUCAGUUCUGUACUGAUUCAUUCAUUCUUGACUAGCGUGAAUAAUCUGAUCACCAGUACAGCAGGUCCAUUUUUCCAGGUAAGUUUAAGUAUGCUGGGAUGUACCAACCACUAGUCAGAACAGAAGUGGUCCUUCGUAAUCAGGCAUUAAACCUCAGAGGGAUCUCCUGUCUCACCCUGCCAUCAACACAUCAGUCAGUUCUCAGCCUUACAAGUGAGAGUGAGGCAGUCUGAGCAAACUGCACUGCACUGAUCCACUGCCCUGCCCCAACAGGGCACAGCUGAGCUCCCUCUGACAUCCCAGUGAAAGAUCCAAUCAUUUACUCUGACAUUUUCCCCCAUCUGGCACAAACAUUAUUAUGUUUGUGAUUA
Molecule: messenger RNA, 5084 nt
Organism: Lagopus muta (rock ptarmigan)
Lineage: Eukaryota; Metazoa; Chordata; Aves; Galliformes; Phasianidae
Gene: MMP24
Product: matrix metallopeptidase 24
Exons: 9
Coding region: 17-1807 (596 amino acids)
Biological process (GO): collagen catabolic process; extracellular matrix organization; proteolysis
Cellular component (GO): extracellular matrix
Molecular function (GO): metalloendopeptidase activity; zinc ion binding
Source: RefSeq, a predicted model, not a curated record